This is a messenger RNA of Anguilla rostrata (American eel), 1444 nucleotides long. RefSeq lists its product as uncharacterized. Lineage: Eukaryota; Metazoa; Chordata; Actinopteri; Anguilliformes; Anguillidae. The coding region runs from base 86 to 1321 and encodes 411 amino acids. The transcript has 11 exons. Gene Ontology annotation, molecular function: protein binding. The record is from RefSeq and is a predicted model, not a curated record.
AACGUGUUGCUACAGCAACAGACACUCAACAGAGGGGGGAAAAAUCUCAUGGUAGUAGCUAGGCUGUGAAAUCUUGGGUGAGCAAAUGUCGAGAGAUGAGCAGGCGAAGAGGGGUGGAAAAGGAACGGCAAGACCCAGCUCGAAAACGUCUUACGUCUCUGCCAGUCUCCGGCAGUUUCUGAAGUCAUACGAAAGACAUUGUGUGGAAAGUGAGAGCUGCAUCAGUCCCUCUGUGAGGCGAGAUGUCCUGCGAUGCAUCGAGAAGGAGAAAAACAUGACUAAGAUCACACUCACCUUCCCGGAGAACACACCCGGGACUCACGUGUCCCCCAGCCUUUGGCCCCUCCUCCAAACGGUGCGGGACACACGCUACACACACGGGCGCGAGCUGACCGUCUGGGACCUGUCACCAAGACAACAGGAUGUCGCCGAUCUAUGCCUCCUGCUGGAGAAGCGGGGUAGGACGGAGUACCCUUUCAGACAGCUGGGGCUGCUGGACUGCAGACUGGACGUCUGGUCCCUGGGGCGGCUGGGUCGGGCUGUGGCACUCAGCUCCCUUACCUCCCUCUGUCUGGACUAUACCCCUGUUGGAGAGGAAGGAGUGAGAGCACUACUGUGUGGCCUAGAGGGGGACAACCAUGUCCUUUCCCUGAGUUUGUGUUACUGUUCCCUGGGCCCAAGCAGUGGAACUCUGUUGGGUGCCCUGGUCUCGAGGAGUGCUGUCAGCCUUGGAAAUCUCACCUCUUUACCCAGAGAUCUGUAUGUCAAUGGCAAUGACCUGCAGUGUGGGGGCGCCACUGAGCUGGUGGACGUGCUGGUGAAACACGCAGAGCGCCUCGCCCUGGAGGAGCCCAGCACCCUUGCAGCUGACCCAACAGGCAUUACCAACUCAAAGCCACUGAGGAGCAGUACGGCAUCUUCAAAGGGAAAAAAGAGAAAGAGAAAAGGGAAGAAGAAGAAGUCUGUAACCACGCCUGCAGAAAUUGGGCCUUGGCUGGAGAAGCUUCACCUCUCAGACAAUGCUAUCGACACGUUUGGCCUGGGAAGGACUGUUACAGCGAUGAGUUUCACACAAACAAUCUGCUUGUUGAUCAAGCUCUCAACUCACCUGGUGGAGCUGGACCUCAGUGAGAACCACAUUGGGGAUGAGAACGGAAAACUGCUUCUGGAGGCCCUGCAGGACAGGAGAGCGGGUGAAAAGACAGUGUUAAAAGUCAAAGUUACCACCCAGAUGAGUGCAGACACAUUUGCUGCCAUCUUGAAGAAUUCCAAGAAACUGAAGUCUGUGAAAAAGAAAAAGAAAAAAAAGGCACAAAAAUGAGGAUUUUCAUCUCUGGAAGGAAGUCAAUCUGAACUGACAAAAGAGUUGACAUUAAUGCAGGACAUAAAUUGCACAUGUAUGUGGAAUUCAUGAAUAAUGUAAAUAUUGGAACACAGCUGGAUU